CCAAAAAGAUGAUGAAACGUUGAUUUCCAAAAACUAAAAGAGAGAGAGAGAGAGGCAGAGAGCGGAGGUGGAGACUAGUUGCCUGAGACAAGUUACCGGAGAGUGGAGACCAGUUGCCUGAGAGGGAGGGAGAGAGCGGAGUGGGGGAAAGGCCGUCGACAACAAACAAACAAAAAAUGUAUCUUCAGGUGAUCCUCUUUGCACUCGCAUUUGCUCAGGCUGCGAGCAAUUAUGCCCUCACCAUUCAGAGUUCAGACGGCGAAGAUGUCGAUUGCUUCGACAAAAUGAAGCAACCAGCGUUUGACAAUCCACUUUUAAAGAAUCAUAGGUUUCAGGAAGUGCCUUCAGAAAUUCCCAAAGCGAUCGAAACGACUCAAAAACGCAAAAAACAAACAUUUGAAGCUCGUACCAGCAGCGCCAAAUGUCCCCCAGGAACCGUACCAAUACGGUCUAACAACGCCACUGUAAAUCAUAAGACACAACCCGACACCACUAAACACCCCGGGCAUGAGUAUGCGAUCAUGACUACUACGCAAACCACACCAAAAUUAUACGGAACAAAGGCGAUAGUGAAUGUUUGGGAUCCCAAUAUAGAAAAUGGAGCAAAAGAGAUGUCCAUAUCGCAGAUAUGGAUUGCGUCGGGGCAAUACAAAAGUGGGGAUCUUAAUACCGUUGAAAUUGGCUGGCAGGUUCUGCCGAAGUUGUAUAAGGACAACAAGCCUAGGUUAUUCCUGUUUUGGACGGGCAAUGCAUACAAAACUGGAUGCUACAACGUUCGGUGCCCGGGUUUCAUCCAGACGAGUAGCAGUAUCGUUAUCGGAGGCCCCAUUAGUUCUGUUUCUUCCUUGGGAGGAAGACAGUUUGAGAUAACCAUCCACGUCUGGAAGGAUCGGCAAUAUGGAAACUGGUGGCUCAGUUUAGGACCAAACAACGAACUCGUGGGAUACUGGCCAGCGGAGAUUUUCACAACAUUGGCCGAUCACGCGGAAGUCGCACAAUGGGGUGGUGAGAUAGUGAACUCGCGCCCAUUUGACCGACACACAAUGACCCAGAUGGGGUCCGGCCGCUUUCCCGACGAAGGUUUUGGGAGAAGUAGCUACUUCCGCAACUUGCAGACUGUAGAUAUCAACAACAGUCUCCAGCGAGUUCAAGACGUGAAGAGCAUAACAACCAAUCCCGAAUCUUACAGCGUCAAGGAUCUGUAUACAGAAGAAUGGAAGACUCACUUCUUCUACGGGGGGCCAGGCUUUAGGCCUUCGCAUUCAGGAGCUGUUCCCUCGACAUAUAGUUCAGCAGCUUCCUUCUUUUUCUUCAUGUUUCUUAUCGUUUAGUAGUAUUUUCUAUGUUAUUUGUCGUAAUAAGAUUGUAAUUAACAUAUUCGAUUUAAGACUGAUAUUCGAUUUAAGUCGCUUUUGCAUU
Molecule: messenger RNA, 1419 nt
Organism: Capsella rubella
Lineage: Eukaryota; Viridiplantae; Streptophyta; Magnoliopsida; Brassicales; Brassicaceae
Exons: 8
Coding region: 177-1331 (384 amino acids)
Source: RefSeq, a predicted model, not a curated record